AUGAUGACUGGCUGUUCAGCCGUUUCAGAUUUCCAAGAGCCAUCCUCUUGUGCUGAGUUGGGUCCGAGUCUGGAGAGGGGCACAAGGAGGAGCCACGCACUACCUGUCCCCCUGCAAGUGCUGACCACGCUUGGUUUCCUGGCUACCGGGUCCUACCAGUGCGAGUUGGCAGACCGGUCAGGAAUAAGCCAGUCUGCACUGAGCCGGGUAAUGCCAGCUGUAUGGGACGGGAUCAUCCGCAUGUUCGGCAGGUACAUCAGAUUCCCGUGUGGUGCAGCUGACCUUGCAAAUAUUAAAACGCAAUUUGCAGCGAUUGCCGGUUUCCCUAAUGUAAUCGGUGUGAUUGACUGCACACACAUUGCAAUAAAGGCGCCAUCGGUGGAUGAAUUUGUCAAUCGCAAAACCUUUCAUUCCAUCAACGUGCAGAUCAUAUGUGACGCACAGAUGCGCUUCACAAAUGUUGUGGCAAGGUGGCCUGGCUCGACCCACGACUCCUUCAUCCUCACCAACAGCCUGAUGGGGAUGAGGCUCCAAGCUGGCAGGGUGCGGAAUGGAUGGCUCCUUGGUGACAGCGGCUAUCCACUGAAGGGGUGGUUGUUGACCCCCCUCACCAACCCCCAGACUGCCCGAGAACUCGCUUACAACCACGCUCAUACCAUCACUAGAGCUGUUGUAGAGCGAGCGAUCCAGCAGCUGAAAUGUCGGUGGCGCUGUCUGGACAGGAGCGGGGGGAUGCUGCUGUACCGCCCCGACAAGGUGGACCGCAUCAUUCUUGCUUGUGCCACCUUGCACAAUCUGCCGCACCGCCAUGGCGUCCCACUGGCUGAGGUGGAGGAGCCAGCAGACGAGCCAGAGCCAGCACCCCCCCUUGUGCAACCCCAUGCAGCUGCCAUUCGGGCCCGACAACGUGUCAUUGACACACUAUAG
Cololabis saira (Pacific saury) is the source of this 927-nucleotide messenger RNA. RefSeq names its product putative nuclease HARBI1. Bases 1 to 927 code for a protein of 308 amino acids. Lineage: Eukaryota; Metazoa; Chordata; Actinopteri; Beloniformes; Belonidae. The transcript has 2 exons. The record is from RefSeq and is a predicted model, not a curated record.